AUGCAUUUGACCGGCGGCAGUUCGAAUAAUACUUUUAAUCCGAUUGCACCAACUAAUAAUUCUUCUACCAAUACUUGUUCUUCUUCAAUUGUUAAUAGUAAAAAACAGCAUUCAAUUUCCACGAUUAAAUGCGAUAAUAAUUCAUUUGCUCAACACGUAGAUAGCUCGAAAAGUAUCAGUAAAAAUUCGCUACGCUUAGAUAUUACUAGUAAAACAUGCGAUGCACUCACAGCCAACGCUGCUGCUGCUGCUGCUAAUGGCGGUGGCGGCAGUGGUGGUGUUGGUGUUGAUGAAGAAAAAGUAGAGAUCAUGGCGUCACCGAAAUGCGAUGCAACAGCAAUGUCACCACAAACGGCUCAAUCCACGUCGUCAUCGUCAAAAAAGACCGUCAAACGAAAUUUCAGCAUGAUAAGUUUCAAAUCGCUGGACUUUAAUCUUCGAUCGAUUUGUUCGAGCAUGAAGGGAAAACAUGGCAAGGAUACGAACAGCAGUGGAUCGGGUAAAUCAACAACCGUACCAACUGCAUCUAGCAGCAAAACAAGCAUUACGACGACCACACGUACACCCUAUCUCAAGGUUGAAGCCGUUGACAAUGAUGUCGACGAAGAGCAUUUGUUGAUCUCGUUUCCACAGUCGCCAUACUCACAUCGCGGCAGUUUUGAUAAGACACAAUCACAGCACCUAACUACAGUUCACUCCGAUUACACGCGGUCGCAGGCGAGUUCACCGUUUUUAUCUAUUACCACACCUCCAAAUAUUCGCCGUUCUUCUACGUCCGACAUAAUUGAUAAAAAACCACCAAUGCCAUCCACAAAUGUCACACCGAACGAGAGUCGUCGACCAAGCACAUCGAGUCUUCUGCGCAAGGCUCGUGAACGCAAAGGCAGUGAAACUAAAGGAGCUGGAGCCUUGAUGAGCCAUAAUAUGGGUUCCCGCAGUUUGUCACAUGGUGGAUUAUCACGAGGCGGCGGACGCAUGGGACGAAGAACGAGCAUGGCAUUUUAAAUUGUAUUCGGGCCAUGCUUCUACCCAAACUACACAUUUUAUGGAAUUUUUGAGCAAUCUUUGGAAUCAUUCAAUUAGCUUAUUAAAAAAUAAUUAAAACCAAAGAAGAAAAAAAACUCGCGCUGCAAAACGAUUUUAUGAGAAUACUCAAGCGAAUUGAUUGAAUUCAGACAACAAACUAACAAAAUACAAUACAUCAGCCUAAUAUAUACAUAAUGUACCUUAUAACAACAAACAAACAACUAACUUUUACCAACUACUUAGAAUCUGAUACAAAAACAAUGGGAAAACCCAACCAACCAACAAAAAAACAUACAUAUUUUUUUCAGAUUUGUUAAGCAAAACAAAAAAAAGCCUAUGCGUAAAAUAAUCGUUCGCUACACAACAAAAUAAACUUUAAGUCGAGAAUCAAGAAAUUUUUUCAACAAAUUUUCACUGAUACCAAGCAAAAUAUACCAAAAUGAAAAUAUUUUGAAAAAAAAAAAAUCCAAUUGAUACAUUUAUGAACAAUAAAGAGAGGUACUCGGUAGACGCCGCAUUGAGGUUGAAUUUUCGAAUUUCGGUUUCAUUCUGAUGAUUUAAUUUUAAAGCGAGCAACGAAUUCAGCUAUAUAUUUUCAGACUGACAACCCUUUUCUCUCUCUCUCUCUUUCUUCAUUCGCUCAUCACCGUCGGAUGACUUAGUUAGUUCUCUUUAGAAAAAAAACACCAAACAAAACUCAACUCUAGAUUUAAUUUACCAUUUAGCAUUUCGUUCGAUUUUGGUUUGCCUUUGUAGAGUUCGCUCGUUGCAUUAUUAUGAAUAUAGGUGAAUGACUGUGAUCUUGCAUCUAUGACAGAAGGGAGUCUAUUCAAAAUGAAAGCAAAAAACAAACUGUCUCAAUUGUUUCAAUUCUAGCCAAUAUACAAAUGGAAUCUAGAAUUUUAAUUGCAAAUUUAAUUUUAGUCUAGGAUGAGAAUUUUUAGGUAGCACAAAUAAUAUCAAAAACAAAUACAAAUCUCUUGCGGAAAAUCUAUUUUCACAAAACAAUAAUUUCGUAUUCGAUAUGUGUUUUGAAUCUUUAGAAAUCUAUUUAUCGUUAUAGCAAUUUACCAAAAAAAAAAAACAAACAAGUAUAUCAUUUGUUCUAUAAUAUAGUUUGUUCUUAGACAAAUGGAUUCUCAAUCUGUUCUAUACUCUUUAAUUCUGGUUGUCAAAAUGCGUGUGUGAAUAGCAAUGAUUUUGAGAUGAAAAGCAAUCCACAUUUUUUUUCUUCGUUCAUUUGUUAAAAUGUUCCCGGUCGGAAAUAUAUUUAUGUUUUUCUUAUUAGUAGAACGACGAUGACGAUGACGCCAAGCACAUACAUGCAAAGUAGAAAACGCGAUUUAAUGCAAACAGUCACCAUAACGUUUGUUUCAAAUAGAUACAGAACUAAGAAAAAAUGCAUAAACAAAUAGUAAAAUUUCUUAUUAUCACCAAUUGUCUUGAUUCGCAUUUAGAACCAAUCAUGUACCGAAUAGAAAAAUUUCAAUAAAGUUGUCAAAUUCAAACUUCAA
Sitodiplosis mosellana (orange wheat blossom midge) is the source of this 2540-nucleotide messenger RNA. RefSeq names its product myosin-G heavy chain-like. Lineage: Eukaryota; Metazoa; Arthropoda; Insecta; Diptera; Cecidomyiidae. The transcript is spliced from 2 exons. The record is from RefSeq and is a predicted model, not a curated record. The coding region runs from base 1 to 1005 and encodes 334 amino acids.